Messenger RNA from Acanthosepion pharaonis, 636 nucleotides. The record is from the annotation of a GenBank genome assembly. NCBI's taxonomy places the organism in Eukaryota, Metazoa, Mollusca, Cephalopoda, Sepiida, Sepiidae.
AUGUGCCUUUCAUUUUUACGUCCCUCGCCUUUCUCUUCUCGUUGGCGACUUUUCUCUCUUCCGCGUCAGAUUUCUGUCUCGCAACAUUUUUUAAUCUAUUUCUCUUUCAUUUUUUUAUUUCUCUUUCUUUAUAAUUUCUUUCUUUUUUUAUUCCGCUUUAUUUUUUUUUUCUUUCGCUUUCUUUUUUAUUACUCUUCCUUUUUAUUUCUCUUCCUUUCUUUUUACUUCUCUUUCUUUUUUUACUUCGCUGUAUUUUUUAUUUCUUUUUCCUUUUUAUUUGGCUUUCUUUUCUUUCGCUUGCUUUUUUAUUUCUCUUUCUUUUUAUUCCGCUUUCUCUCCCACCCUUUCGUUUUGCUAAGAAACGAGGUUGCUUCUUUUCGAACUUUCUCUUCUUUCUUUUGUUUCUUCACUCAUUUUGUCUUUAUUUUCUUUUAUUCUAUCUCUCUUUCUCUAUUUUCUCUAUUAAUUCUUUUCUCUAUGCGUCUUAAUAUUGCGUCAUUCUUUUUUCUUUCUUUCUUUCUUUCUUUCUUUUUUCUUUCUUUCUUUCUUUCUUUCUUUUACCUAUUAAUUCUUUUCUCUUUGCGUAUUAAUAUUGUGUCUUUGUUUGUUUGUUUCUUUUUUUUCUUUCUUUCUUAG